UUUUGUGAAGAAAAACCACCUUGCGGCGCUAUACUCUUGUUUUAAUGCGGAAGCAAAUCGAAGUUCCGGUUUUUCGUUGAGUGUGCAUCACGUUUUUGUUUUGGUGUUGUUGUUAUAGUUGGGUCGCUUUUUCGUGCGUCAAGUUUUCGUUGGUGUGUAUUGUGUUACUGCUGCAAUCGAAAAGAUAAACACAAUGACGAUGGACUGCUUGCAGUAGAAUACACCUAGUUUCUGGAGUUUCGUUCGAAUAUUGCCUUGCUGUGGAAUUUGUAAAUUUAAUUGUAGAUAAUUGGGCGCAAUCAAAUGGUCACACAUUGGCGUCAUUGACUGUCAAAAAAAAAACGGAACGACUUCAUAAAAAAAGGCAAUGUUUGCCUUCGAAUAAAACAGAAAGCUUCCAUCUGUCAAAAGUACCUCGAGGCGUAUAAACGACAACCAUCAUAUAGAAAAGGCAGGAAGAGUCCUCUAGAAACAACAUUGCUUCGAUUCGAGGCGGGUGUGUGUUCCGCGCUCUCACAAAAAAAAAAAGAACAAAAACACUUGUAAGAACUGAGUAGCUGCCGGAUAUAACUCUUUUCAAAAUCCAUUCGAUUCAAAUCGAAAAAGCUUGUCACCGGUAUUUUUUUUUUUGUCUAUCCUGUCGAACGUUACAACACCAGCUCGUUGAUAUACAAUUACCACACAUAGACAUGCCAACCAGGACAUCACAUGCGGAAGGACUAUACGAAUGCUGUCGCUACAAAAAUCCUCAAUAAAGUGCCGACUGUAAACUUUCCCCCAAAGAGUGCUAAGGGCAUUUUCCCUGAAGGACACGCAAAUAGUGAACACACAGGAGAAAAAAAAAAAAAUAGAACUAUCUCACAUCCACAUCCUUUUUGAAUAGGACAAAACCAUCAAAAGCAAGACGAAGGCACAUAGAGAAACCAAAGCAACAAAUAGAAGCAAAAAAAAAAAAGGAAAAAACAAAUUGAGGCUACACAACCGUUAAGGGGGUGUACUUUGAAUUAAAGUGCGCUGAGCUGAAAAAUUGCUUUUACUCUUGUUGUAGCGCAAAUCAAUUGGGUUUUAUUAUUUGCUCCAGCAACACAGCAGAACAAGUCGAAGAAGAAGAGGGCGAAGAGAAGAGUUAAAAAAGAUACACGUUACCCAUCCGAAAAAGUUUACAUUCAAUUUUAUGCAGAUUUGGUUUGGGAACAAGAAGAACUAACAAACAGAAGAAGACGUUUUUGUGCUGAGAGCGCUGCUUUGCCUGUCCCACUUUUACCGAAUUUAGAGCAACCCGCAAAAUAAGCGCACAAACCGCACCCGAAGCGAGCCCUGUGGGGCUACGCUUGGUCGGGUUAUUGCCGUGUUCGGUUUGGGCACCGAAGGCACCUAAACUGACAACUCUGAAUCCGGCUCGAGGGACCAGUGCACCGUACGUAAUUGGUGCACGUCCAACUUCUUUGAUUGGUGCAGCUGCUUUGCAGCAGGUUGGUGGGGUUGCUGGUGGUGGAAGUGGAAGUGUCCUUCAACAACCAACAAUUACAAGUGGAUCUUUUGAUUCGACAAGAGGUGUACCACCAUCAUCGACGACAGUGACGAAUUCUUGUCAGCAGUGCAAGUACAAACAGCAACAGCAACAGCAAUUGCAACAACAACAACAGCAGCAACAGUUUCAACAGCAUCAGCAACAGUGUCUUUAUACUCAAAUUCCAGUUAGCCUACCAGCUACCUGCGGCGUUGCAUCUUCUAGUUGUGGCCUAUCCCUUAGGUGUGCCACAUCAACGGCCAAUAGUGCAACUGUUAGUUCUACACAUCAACCAUCAAUCAAUUGUGCAUCGUUUGCACAGUGCUCAUCAUCAUCAACUUCAUCAGCAGCCACAUCAUCAUCAGUGUCAGCAGGAAUAUCGGCAGCAGGUGUCCCAAUUGUAGCAGCACCGUUAGCUAGUAAUAAUCCAUCAUCUAUGCUAUUGGUACCGUUCGCUAUGCCGGGAUUUAUUCCCAUGCAAACGGCUGCAACUGCUGCUGCUGUUGCACCAACGACCAAUGAUGGAAUUAUUCCGACAGCAGUUGGAGUUGGAGCAUCAACAGCAAUAGUACCACCACCAACAGCAAUCAAUUUGAAUCCGAAGGAUAACAAACUACCAAUGAUCAUUCCAACAGCAGGAAUUCCAGGAGCUCCAGUACUGAAACCAAAAAUUGAUACAAGCAAGCAUUUCCACAUUUUCGUUGGCGAUCUUAGCUCAGAAAUUGAGACUCCACAAUUGCGAGAGGCAUUCACACCCUUUGGUGAAAUAUCUGACUGCCGUGUUGUUCGUGACCCACAGACACUCAAGUCGAAAGGAUAUGGAUUUGUUUCGUUUGUCAAAAAGACAGAAGCUGAAAGCGCUAUUACUGCUAUGAAUGGCCAAUGGUUGGGCUCACGGUCAAUUCGAACGAAUUGGGCAACACGUAAGCCGCCUGCAAGUAAAGGUGAUCAAAAUAUCAAGCCGUUGACAUUUGAUGAGGUUUACAAUCAGAGCAGCCCAUCGAACUGUACAGUUUAUUGUGGCGGUGUAAAUAGUGCUCUAACUGCCCUCACCGAAGAGAUCCUUCAGAAGACAUUUUCGCCAUACGGAUCGAUACAAGAGAUUCGAGUCUUCAAGGACAAGGGAUAUGCUUUUGUACGAUUCUCAACAAAGGAAGCCGCCACUCAUGCAAUUGUCGGUGUGCACAAUACCGAAAUAAAUGGUCAGCCAGUGAAGUGUUCGUGGGGCAAGGAGAGCGGCGAUCCGAAUAAUGCCCAGACAAUUACCAGUCAGGCAUUAAAUCAAACCGGAUUCCCGUAUGGUGUUGGGGCUGCGGCGGCGGCCGCCGCUGCUGCAUAUGGCCAGCAAUUGGCCGGCUGCUGGUAUUCACCAACACCAACGUAUCCAGCAUCAUCGGCAGCGGCUGCGGUCACGCCAACGGCUGCAUCGGUGCAAAAUCAAUUUUUGCAAGGAAUCCAAGGAUAUCAUUUUGGUCAAUACGGCGGAUACCAACAGGGAUAUAUGGGCAUGGGGGUGCAGAUACCAACAGCUACAUGGCAAGGGGUUGCAACUCAAGCACAAAUAUCCCCAGCACAACAAUUGGCGACCGGUGUUGCUGGCACAGGCAUCCCCCAAGCAACGGGGGUGGUAGCCUAUCCCAUUCAACAGUUUCAAGUAAGCCCACAGAUUUCGCUUUUGUCAUUACCAAGUAAUUUUAGCAUUGAAAACUAAUUUAAACAAAAAAAAAAAAGAAA
Messenger RNA from Episyrphus balteatus (marmalade hoverfly), 3244 nucleotides. Its product is annotated as nucleolysin TIAR. Lineage: Eukaryota; Metazoa; Arthropoda; Insecta; Diptera; Syrphidae. Gene Ontology annotation, molecular function: RNA binding. The record is from RefSeq and is a predicted model, not a curated record. The transcript is spliced from 10 exons. Bases 1947 to 3221 code for a protein of 424 amino acids.